CGACGAGCGACGAGCGAUAUCCAAUGAGAGCUUUGCUUUUUCAAACGUCUAUCGAGCGAUUAUUUUAUGAAAAAUACAAGUCGAUGAUCAAGCUAGUAUACCGAAAGUAUGGGGAUUACUCACGUGUACGUGAUGUGAGGUUAGCCGCUUGUCAUUAGCCAUUUGUCAUUAUCGUUAUUGGUUCUAAUGCACUUUAUAUUGAGGUAAAAUAAUUUUUUCGACAAAAUCGCGAUCGAGAUGACGACGAAGAAAGGUAAAAUAUUAACUAAAGGAGCAAAACAGAUAAAAGAGGAAAAUGUUUCUACAUUGAGUUUCUAUGCUUACAUGGCUCUAGGCGCAAUGGGAAUUUACUUCGCUAUAACAAUGGUGUUGUUUGAAUUCACCUUGCUGAGAAUAAGUUUAACAGCAUUUUCUGCAAUUGUAUAUGUAGGAAGCUAUCAAUUUAUGUCAUAUAUGGCUUCUACCACAUAUUCAGAAUCUGGCCAGCUCUUGGAUCCUGGUGUGGACCUCAACAUGGAAGGUGGUAUAGCAGAACAUGUUAAGGAUUUAAUCAUACUAACGUCAGGAAUACAGGUCCUAUCCCUCAUUUCAAAUUACUUUUGGCUAUUGUGGCUUCUGGUACCAUUGAGAGGAAGUUGGAUGCUAUGGAAACAGAUUUUGGCUCCAUGGUUCUUUGCCCAGCCACAAGAACAGCCUGAGAUGAGUGAAAAAAAAAUGCGCAAAUUAGAGAGAAAAAUGGCAAAACGACACUGAAAAUUCUUGUGCGAUAAGGAAAUUUUGUUGAAUGACAAUUAAUUUAGUUUGAAGCAAGUUUGAAACAUUAGGAAAGAAGAGAUAUUAAGAUUUUUUAUCUAGAGGAUUAAGAUUGCGCGAGUGGGUUCUGUAUUUACAAUAGAAUAAAUAAGAUGGAUUGAAGCUUUGAAAAUUUUAUGAAGAAAAAUGGGAAAAAAAAGGCUAGGGAUUAGAAGGAUAAAUUUCAUCUCUGCUGAAAUGUUUCAAUUGAUUCUUGGUAAGACUGCAGAGCUUUUUAUACAUCUAAAAAAACUAGACGCUUUUUUUAUUUAGUAAUAGAUUUAUAGAUUUAUUCCUAUAUAAGUCGAAAGUUAAAUUAUCAUUAGAUAGAUAAAUGUAAUAAGUGAAUUAAAUAUAUUUGUUUAAUAAAGAAUAUUACAUUGUAUAGUAUAUUAAUAAUUAUAAACAUUGUUAGCUUAUAUAGGAAUAAAACUGAUAAUGUCUCAGUGGAUAAAAAGUAUCAUGAUGUUUAUUUUUGCAUUUAUUUAUUAGUUAUAUUUAUGUAAAUGGUCUUUGUAAUUAUAGCGAUAUGAUAUACUCAA
Molecule: messenger RNA, 1334 nt
Organism: Pogonomyrmex barbatus (red harvester ant)
Lineage: Eukaryota; Metazoa; Arthropoda; Insecta; Hymenoptera; Formicidae
Product: transmembrane protein 208
Biological process (GO): vacuolar protein processing
Cellular component (GO): intracellular membrane-bounded organelle
Source: RefSeq, a predicted model, not a curated record